Molecule: messenger RNA, 1005 nt
Organism: Dermacentor silvarum
Lineage: Eukaryota; Metazoa; Arthropoda; Arachnida; Ixodida; Ixodidae
Exons: 4
Coding region: 1-1005 (334 amino acids)
Molecular function (GO): nucleic acid binding
Source: RefSeq, a predicted model, not a curated record
AUGUACGCCAAGAGGGAGAUCCCAACACUGGACAGUGUGCUUAAGGCUGUCAACGAAGACGACGACUUGCCGAACUUCAAGAAAACGACCUUGUGGAGGUUAAUGAAAGACAUUGGCUUCAUGUUUGAUAAGAGGAAACGGAAUCUUGCGCUGAUCGAGCGCAGUGACAUCAUUGCCUGGCGCCGCAGAUACCUGCGGGCGAUCAAGGAAUUCCGAAGACAGGGCAGGUGCGUCAUCUACUUAGAUAAAACGUGGGUGAAUGCAGGGCACACGAAGGAAUACGUCUGGCAGGAGAAGACUGCGAAGUCAGCUCAUGAUGCUUUCCUGAAAGGUCUGUCGACAGGAUUGGUCGCGCCCUCGGGCAAAGGGGUCCGUUUGAUCCUUGUACAUGCUGGGAGCAGUGCAACAGGUUUCGUCCAAGGAGCUGCUGACCACUUCCGAGCAAAAAAGGGGAACAACGCUGACUACCACUCUGAGAUGGACGGAAAGUACUUCGAGAAGUGGUUCACAGACAAGCUUUUGCCAAACAUUCCGGCCAAUAGCAUUGUAGUCAAGGACAAUGCUCCAUACCACAGCGUAGCUCUUGAAAAAGCACCUACCAAGUCUAAGCGCAAAGCUGAUAUUCAGCUUUGGCUCACAAAGAAAGGUGUUCCAUGGUCACAGGACAUGGUGAGAGCUGAGCUGCUGGAACUUUCGCGAAAGGUCAACACACCCACCAUUGUGCACCGCAUCGACACUGUGGCGGCUAGCCAUGGUCACGAAGUGCUUCGUGUACCACCAUACCACUGCGAGUUCAAUCCAAUUGAACUUGUUUGGAGCCAAGUGAAGGGGAACCAGUGCUCUCACCUGCCGAGAAGCUCGCCCAAGCGAGGAACAUCUCCCGCCAAGUACCGGAGGACGUUCACCUGCGAUGUACGCAGGAAUCUGUCCAAGUCCUCAAUUGUGCUCCAGAAGCAAGGCGGUGCUCUGGAGGUGGUGCUGGUGGCCCCAUGGGAUGCUCGCUGA